This is a messenger RNA of Drosophila ficusphila, 695 nucleotides long. RefSeq lists its product as uncharacterized. The coding region runs from base 6 to 605 and encodes 199 amino acids. Lineage: Eukaryota; Metazoa; Arthropoda; Insecta; Diptera; Drosophilidae. The record is from RefSeq and is a predicted model, not a curated record. The transcript is spliced from 3 exons.
CCAAAAUGAAGGCCCAAACAAUUGCGAAGGUGGUGAGUGCGGUGGUGCUGGUAGCUCUGGUGGGUCAUGUGGCCGGUAACACAAUUAUCAGCUGCCACAGCUGCGAAGGAGCCAAUUGCCAAAGAGUUCAGUUGAACAAAACAACGUCCUGCGUGGAUUCUUUGGACUAUUGCGUCACCAUUUAUGAUGAAGCCAAGGUCUUGUUCAAGGGUUGCUCUCUGGAAAUUCCCUAUGAGUUGCGUUCAAAAUGCGAGGACAAUCGAUCUUGCUACAAAUGCAACACUAAAGAGUGCAACAAUGUAGGAUCCGCCAAAUAUUCGUGCAUUCAGUGCGAUUCCAGCAAGGACUCCAACUGUGCUUCGAACGCCGCUACUUUGGAAGCCUCCCGCUGUACUGCACCCACUGCUCCAAACUCCUACUGCUAUGUGAAAUCCUCGGGUGGAUCUAUCGUCAGGGGAUGCUCCACCACCGAAACCGAUCAGCAGACCUGUCUGAAUGACGCGAAUUGCCUUUUGUGCUCCCCCGGCGAUAUCAGGAACUGUAAUGCCGCCGACAUUGCCGAAAGCUCGAGUAUUGGAAAUCGAUUCAUUCGUUUCUUAAGAUAACUCUUUUGAUGUAUCUAAAAAACCAAAUAAAUUUGUAAAUCAACUAAUUAAUAAACAAACAGAAUAAUUUAUUCUAAACUGCUACAGAAA